AUGUCUAUUCUGACUCCUCUAGUGAAAUUGGCCGAUGCUCUGAAUCAGCUCAAUGCCAAAUAUACAGCAUUGACCUUCCAAGAACAAAAAGCGUUGACGAUCACUGAAAGAAUCCGGUUUUACAAUUGGACAUUUGAAUUCUGGGCCAUUGGUUGCGUGGGGCUCAUCUACUUGUUCCACGUCAUUGGUACCAAGAUCAACAAGAACCGCGCUGAUAAUUUGUUCAAAGGCUUCAAGCACUGUUUUGAUGAGUUAGCUUUCGCCAAAAUCGGGUUUUCGACCAAAUCGGGCCAAAACCAAUUGUUCGUGGCCGAAAAUAACAACACUUGGUUUACCAGUUUUGCUACAGGUCGCUCAAGUGUGGAAAGCAUCACGGUGCGUGCCCGUCUGCUUGCACGCUUCAAUCCGCUUUCGAUUUUGAUGGAAAAAUCGUUAGGUCUGUUUAUGCCAAGUCUUUUUGAAUCUGACACAGAGGAAUUUGUAGAUGUUACCAUUAAGGCAAACGGAGUUUAUGUGACUAGUGCCACCGCAGAUCUUCCUAAAUCUCCUAAUGACCCAGCAGCUGUUCUGUCCAAGUUCAAAUUUGUCACCUCUAUCGUGAACAAGUCCGACAUGACCAAAGCUCGCGAAAACAAUUACUACUUGUCACUCACACAUACUUCGGAAAGUGAAAAGUUGCCUUUCCAAUACGUGUUCAUGUCUGAAAACAACCAGUUGAACUCAUUUUUCGACCACUAUGGCGGUCCCGCUUUGAAAACGCUAUUGAGCGAAAGCGCAAAUUUCCUUUCGGUCAUGGCUUUCACGGACCUUCCAGAGGCCAAACCUGUCACUGAAAAAUCUUGGGAGCGCAACCAGCAGCCAAGAUGUGUCCUGAGAUUCAAAGUUGUGACCGCUGAUGCCGACAUCGCCCUUUUGACCAAGCUUGUUACUGCUGCCGUUGGCAUCAUCGAUGCUGCCACGCAGGAUUACGUUCAAAAGCCUACCAAAGCGUUUGUCACCAGUGACAUUUUGAAGAGAUCUGCCAACUUGCGUUCUCAAGAACUGGCCAAGAUUGUUAAGGUGAUGAAGCAGGCCGAGAGGGACCUUUUGCAGGAAAAAAAGCAAGAGCAAGAAAGAGAGAAAAGACGUGAAUCCAGAAACAAAAUCAGUGGGGAAGAACAGGACAAGCACGAACAAAAAAUGCGCGAAAAGAGGGAAAGACGCCAGCGCAACAAGCAGAAAAUGCGUAUGUGA
Messenger RNA from Lachancea sp. 'fantastica', 1233 nucleotides. NCBI's taxonomy places the organism in Eukaryota, Fungi, Ascomycota, Saccharomycetes, Saccharomycetales, Saccharomycetaceae. The record is from the annotation of a GenBank genome assembly.